AUGGAGGCAAAGAAGUACUUCAAGCGGGCCGGGAUUUUGAGCGCCCGCCGGGGCGGGGAAAUGCUUACUGAAGAACUGGGCUUUCCGGCCCCCGGACGGGAAUGAGGUAAAAGGGCUCCCCCAAAACAAAAGGGCAGGCCUCGGGGUUUGGGCAGGAACAAGGUCAACCAGGAGGUGGGUGACGCGCCAGAGCUCCCCCGCGCCGAGGUCCUCCGGAGGCUGAGGGAAAGGGAGGAGCCCAUCUUGCUCUUCGGCGAGACGGAGCACGACGCCUUCAAGAGACUGCGGAGGCUGGAGAUCCUGGAGCCGGAGGUGAACCGGGGUCUGAGGAACGAUUUCCAGGAGGCCUUGGAGCGGGUGGACCAAGUUUCCCUUUAAACAAAUCCUGAAGACAAAAGGGAGGAGACCUUUCGGAAUUUUUCUCUCACGGGGGGGGGCAAAAUCAUCACAAGGAAAGCCUAUCGAGAGGGGGCGAAUACCUAAACCCCGGGCAACGCCUCGUUCGAACUCAGGUGCAAGGUCAUCCUCAAGUUUGUUGAGCUGAUUUUGCAGCUGUGGGGCAGCAAGCACAACGCGCGUCCGGAGGCGGAGAAGCUCAGCGUCCGGGGGAAGAUGGACUCCGCUACCUACACGCAGACGCAGUCGUACCUGAAGCCCUUGAUCAAGUGCCUCAAGAAGAGGUCUCUGCCCGACGACAUCAUGGAGUGUCUGACGGAGAUCGUGCAGCACUGCCUGGAGCGCGAUUACGUCAAGGCCAACGACGCUUACCUGCAGAUGGCCAUCGGCAACGCCCCCUGGCCCAUUGGCGUGACCAUGGUGGGCAUCCACGCGCGAACGGGGCGAGAAAAGAUCUUCAGUAAACACGUGGCCCACGUCCUUAACGAUGAAACGCAGCGGAAGUACAUCCAGGGCCUCAAACGGCUCAUGACCAAGUGCCAGCAGUACUUUCCAGCUGCGCCUUCGAAGUGCGUCGAAUACCAAGCAGUUGCACAGUGAAGAGUAAAUUUCUUGGGUCCUGUACCCGAAGACCGGUUCAUGACCUGGUGUAAAAUAUAUGGAAGACAACAGAACAUGAAUGGCAGACUGAGCAGGAUGAAUGAACAGUUUCCGAAAAUUCACGUUGGAAAUAAGAACAAAUAUGUUAUUGUCCCAGCUCAUGAAUAUGAGUUAACAUUUUGCUAAACUCAAUGGUAAGAAUAAGAUAUUUAUCUUCAUCUUCAAGGAUUCACAAAGUUUAGAUAAAUGCCUAUGUAGUAAGAUUUUACCAUAUUUUUCAUAUUUGUUUUGGAAAGACAGGAAACAGUAUUGGCAACAAAAUAAAUAUAAAAUGUGAUUACAGAAUUAAUUCCAAUUAAAAUCAUUUACACUGAGAGUUAUUCGCCACAACCCUACGUUUUGUUCUGUGCUAGUGCAUUGUAAGAAAAAGAUAUGUACAAUAUAUAAGUAUAAGAUAUUCAUUUCAUUCAAACUUAUCAUCAAACAUUGUCCAUAUAUUGUUCACAUUUAUAUUUUGGCAAUUUUUCUAAUUGCCUUGCAUAUAUUUUUUCUUCGCAUAAGAAAUAAAAGAUGAAAUUUUUAA
Molecule: messenger RNA, 1579 nt
Organism: Penaeus monodon (black tiger shrimp)
Lineage: Eukaryota; Metazoa; Arthropoda; Malacostraca; Decapoda; Penaeidae
Gene: Prp18
Product: pre-mRNA-splicing factor 18-like
Exons: 1
Biological process (GO): generation of catalytic spliceosome for second transesterification step; RNA splicing
Cellular component (GO): U5 snRNP; U2-type post-spliceosomal complex; U4/U6 x U5 tri-snRNP complex
Source: RefSeq, a predicted model, not a curated record